AUCAAAACUUCCGAGGCCAACCCGAUGGCAGGCGGAUGUAAAUAUAUACAUGUAUAUAUAUGUAUUGUUUUGUUUGAUUUGAUAUUUCAGUGCAGUUUUUGCUACAAACACCUCUCCAGUCAUAGCUGAGUUAAACCGACCUUCAUGCACUCUGAGAAGGGUUUGUUAAUCGGAGGUCAGCCUGUUCAGGAUGUCUGUCAGGCGGGCUCUGGUGGACGGUGCUGUUCUGUCUCUUCAGGAUUCGUGCGUGUUUUAUCCGUGUUGUAAAAGCUGCUUUUCACGCGUUGACACAGAACAGCUGGACUCCGCAACAAGGUGUCGGUGCUCCAGGUGUGGCUCCAGGUGUUUGGGGGACCAGGUGGACUACAGAUACCGUCUCUCUCUCAGGGUGACCCGGGACAGCUGCGUGUUUGAUGUGACGGUGUUUGGAAACAGCUUGAAUGUGUUUUUUGGUAUUCAUGCAACUGGAUUACAGAAGUUAGUGGUGAACCAGGAUGGUCCUGUAGAACCAUCAACAAAGUCCAGAUUGUUGAUGAAGGCUGUCAGAGACUGUUUUAUUGGAAGACAUUUCAUCUUUGGCAUAAAGCUGACUGGAACAGAAAGUGGACCUUGGUUUGGAGGUCCUGACUCUAAUGACCCCAGCAGCAGAGAGACGGCCCAGUUUGUUGCCAGUCAAAUGAUUCUUCCUAAAGCCUCGGGCCUGUCUGGCUGCACUGUGCUCAGCUAUUAUCAGGCUCUCCUUCAGAAAGCUUCAGAAUACGAAGAGGGGUCCGCUGAUCCGGCUGCACCUCUGCUGCUCGAUCCUGGUACCAGCAGCAGUUUCAGUACCGCUCCUCCGUGGGCCUCGGGUCUUCUCUCCCAGUCACAGCUCAGACCGCAAAACCUGGACCUUUCACUCACUCCCACUCCUCCGUGGGAACAAUCUCUCGGAGUUGUGACAUCAUCGGCAGAGCAGGAGGAGGAGGAGGAGGGCUGCAGUGCACAGGAUGGUGGACACGCGGAAAACAGCAAAACGCCGCUCUGUGAGCUGGAAAAGCAUAAAGUAGCAGAAGAAAGAACUUCUCUUCUCCGGUCAGAGCAGAGUCUUAACAACAGUCCAUUUGUUGGAUAUCCAAACCUGUAUUUUGGAGCAACGGUUGGGAACAGCUUCAGCGUGAACUCGUGUUUUAGUCCAUUCCAACCUGUCCGCAAACGUUACAGCGUCCCUCAGAAGGAGUCAUCUACAAGUCAACUCACCCGAUCGGUUUUAUCAAGCUCGUCUGCGUGGGAGGAUUUACCUUUUUCUGAGAGCCUCACAGAGUUUCUGCACAAACAGGACAACGAUUUUGAAGCUCUGGGUGAAAUAAAACCAAGUUUAAAUGUGCAAAAUGAAAAGCAGACAGCAAGAACUUACCUGGAAAGCACAAACCCAGCAGUUAGAUUGACUUCUGCUCGUCAGAGAAACACACGGGUGAGACGCAGCCGUUCGUUCACAUUGUCAGACAUCAGUAAUACGCCUGCACCAGGUGGAGGCGAUCGACCCGAUCCAUCUAUUCAAGAACACGACGGGCCUGAAGACGAAAACGUUAAUUCUCACGAGCGUGUUUCAGAGAACGACAAAUCUUUUUCGACUCGUGAAGAAAAAGAAGAGCAGCUUGAAGAGGACAGUUACAACUGCUCAGCUGAUUUAUUCAGCGACGAGAACACGGACGCAGAGUCUGUGAGGUCGACCGCGCGCACGUGUCUGUCCGAGCAGCAGCGUCCGAGGGCUGAAAGUGACACCCAGUUAACGCCGCAGAAGCAACUGCAAAUUAGCAAGUGCAGCAAAAGAGACAGUUUAGCUUUACACGGAGCUGAACAUCUGGACUUCGUCCCGCCGUCUCAGUCCACUCCCGUCGUUAAACCGAGCGCUGUGACGCGGUCGCUCAGCGCAUCGCGCAGAAACGUGACGGGCGAGAUUUCUAUAAAAAUGCUGGCGUGGAGCAGGAGAUCCAACAGAUCUGCUUCAGGAAGGAGGUUCAGGAAAUCAGAGGAGCAUAAAAACCAGCUUCAAGGUGGUCAGGACGAGUCAACGAGAGCAGCUGAUCACGAGCGGGACUCCAGAGUCGGACAUGUGACUGUUUGUGAUUUAGAGGAUGAUGAAGGAGUAGUUGCUCCCACUCCUGAUGGUAAAACACAGCGUGCUGCGUCCAGAAGGAGACGAAGGACUGCAAGCAGCAGCAGUGAUCUGGGUCUGAUCAGGAAAACAUAUCGGA
Messenger RNA from Austrofundulus limnaeus, 2234 nucleotides. It is a transcript of the gene ddias, whose product is annotated as DNA damage-induced apoptosis suppressor. Gene Ontology annotation, cellular component: nucleus; cytoplasm. Gene Ontology annotation, biological process: negative regulation of intrinsic apoptotic signaling pathway in response to DNA damage. NCBI's taxonomy places the organism in Eukaryota, Metazoa, Chordata, Actinopteri, Cyprinodontiformes, Rivulidae. The record is from RefSeq and is a predicted model, not a curated record.